Molecule: messenger RNA, 2692 nt
Organism: Physeter macrocephalus (sperm whale)
Lineage: Eukaryota; Metazoa; Chordata; Mammalia; Artiodactyla; Physeteridae
Gene: STXBP4
Product: syntaxin binding protein 4
Exons: 13
Coding region: 223-1326 (367 amino acids)
Biological process (GO): regulation of insulin secretion involved in cellular response to glucose stimulus; insulin receptor signaling pathway
Cellular component (GO): cytoplasmic vesicle
Molecular function (GO): syntaxin binding
Source: RefSeq, a predicted model, not a curated record
AAGCAUAAGCUGUCACACUCAGUAAUGAACUAAAGAUCUCCAGUCACUUGAUUGAAAUAAUCUGGAAAGUAUUUAAGAAGCUCAUGGAGUAAUAUGAAUCAGAGUAAUAUAGGAUCUGCAGGAAGUUCCUCAAGAUAGUUGGAAAAGAAGAAUUUAUAGACUCUUCGUCAAGAUCUUCAUUUAUACAGCUGUUAAAUCCAAGGCUACAGUAGUGGUGAAACCAUGAAUAAAAAUACAUCUGCCAUAGUAUCAUCUGGUCUACUUGAAAAGGAUCCUGCCUUUCAGAUGAUUACAGUUACCAAGGAGACAGGCCUUGGUCUGAAGAUCCUAGGAGGAAUUAACCGGAAUGAAGGUCCCUUGGUAUAUAUUCAGGAAAUCAUUCCUGGAGGAGACUGUUAUAAGGACGGACGUUUGAAGCCAGGAGAUCAACUUGUCUCAAUAAACAAGGAGUCUAUGAUUGGUGUAUCAUUUGAAGAAGCAAAAAGCAUAAUUACCAGAGCCAAGUUGAGGUCAGAAUCGGCUUGGGAGAUAGCAUUCAUAAGACAGAAAUCUCACAGCAGUCAUUUAGAAAAUCCAUCGUGUUCAUCCCUUUUACAAGCUACAGGAGAAUAUGGACCUCAAGCCUCAAAAUUUAGUCUUCUUUCUUCUCCCCCUGAAAUACUAAUUCCAAAGACCUCAUCCACUCCCAAAUCUACAGAUGCCAUUUUACCUUCUUUUAAGAUAAAUCAGAUAAAAACUGGAUACAAGAAAACAGAACAGAGUCCAAUUACUUCUUCAGACAACAGCCCUACAGAUAUGCCUAAUACAGAUAUUGCCCCUGCCUUGACUGAUAAUUAUGGACCACAAGGAAAGAAGAUUUCCCUAAAUCCCUCUGUUCGCCUUAAAGUAGAGAAACUGGAAAUGGCUCUAAAUUAUCUUGGUAUUCAGCCCACAAAGGAACAACACCAAGCCCUGAGACAGCAAGUGCAAGUAGACCCAAAGGGGACAGUGUCUUUUGGAGAUUUUGUCCAGGUUGCCAGAAACUUGUUUUGCUUGCAUUUGGGUGAAGCAAAUGUUGGUGCACAUGAAAUUUCCACCAUAUUAGACUCACAGCUUCUUCCCUGUGAUUCCUUAGAAGCAGAUGAAAUGGAAAGGCUUAAGCAUGAAAGAAAUGAUGCCUUGGAAGAAGUGAAUACACUUAAGGAAAAAUUAUUUGAAUCGGAAAGGCAAAGGAAACAAUUGACAGAAGAACUCCAGAAUGUGAAACAAAUAAAAACAAAGCAAGCAAAAAACAAAAACCUCCAAAGCAGAGCAUUUUUAAAAAUAUUUUUUAAUAAUGAAAAGUAAAAAUUUUGGAUUUCCCUGGUGGGGCAGUGGUUAAGAAUCUGCCUGCCAAUGCAGGGUACACGGGUUUGAUCCCUGGUCGGGGAAGAUCCCACAUGCUGUGGAGCAGCUAAGCCCAUGCACCACAACUACUGAGCCCGUGUGCCACAGCUACUGAAACCUGCGUGCCUAGAGCCCGUGCUCCACAAGAGAAGCCACUGCAAUGAGAAGCCCAUGCACUGCAAUGAAGAGUAGCCCCCGCUCACUGCAACUAGAGAAAGCCUGCGCGCAGCAAUGAAGACCCAACGCAGCCAAAAAUAAAUAAAUUAAUUAAUUUUUAAAAAAUUAAUUUUCACUCUGCAUCAUUCUUCAGAGAAUUUUAAGUAACUUACAGCAAAAAAAUACAACGACAUCAUCAUGAAAUAGAGAUACGAGUAACAAACAAAUAAAAUAUUAAUAAGAGUAGGAGGUUAAGGGACCAUUGUUAUAGAUCAGUGGCAUUCACCUGAUUUUGAAUCUCCCCAACAUUAUCCUCUCAGAAAACAUAAAAUUUACAGAGCAAAAUAAAACCAUACAGGACCCAUACCGGUUUCUUUUGUUUGUUUGUUUGGGUUUUCUUUUGGCUGCGCCACUUGGCUUACAGGAUCUUAGUUCCCCAGCCAGGGAUUGAACCCAGGCCCACGGUAGUGAAAGCACCAAGUCCUAACCACUGGACACGCAGGGAAUUCCCAGGAUCCAUACCUUAAAUAUGGCUAUUGGACAGGGAACACCAGAACCUUCAAACUACAUACAAAUAGAGUUUAAAAAUUCCAACAAAUUCUUGUAGCUUGCCUGCCACUGAAACCUGGGGUACAAAGAGCAAAGGAGGUAAGGCUUAAAAACUCUGAAAAAGAAUAAGGAUAAACAGAGCAAUUAGAUGAAGUACUACAAAUAAAAUCACCCCCAGAAAGAGAAAAAUGCAACUAUUAAUGCCAAAAUACUGAACAGAGGCCAGGUUUUUGUGGUUCUCAGGACUUGAGAAAGUGUGUGCAACCAGAAGUGGCAGCCUUCGAGAUUCAUUGCUCCUGGGGAAGAAUCAAAUAGAGAAGGGUGGUAUCCCUUGGAGAUUGGGAAAUAAAGAGAAAAAAGGAAAUAAGAGGGGAAAAUUAAGGAUCUUGCAGAAAUGAAAGAGAAAUAAGACAUACCAAACCUCCUCUAUCUACCCUCCACUAUGACCGUCAACAACAUGAUCCAUAAAAGAAAUUGCACAGAAGAGGGUGCUAUUGAACUAAGAACUGUUUCUAUGAAAGAAAAAGGAAUUGGGAAAAAAAAUCUGUCCCUGUUAUUAUAAGACAACUGUAAAAAUCAGACAAUAUGAAUUAAAGCUUUCCUCCUAAUGAAAAGUCCAAAA